Messenger RNA from Pseudocercospora fijiensis CIRAD86, 861 nucleotides. RefSeq lists its product as uncharacterized. The coding region runs from base 1 to 861 and encodes 286 amino acids. The record is from RefSeq and is a predicted model, not a curated record. The transcript is spliced from 10 exons. NCBI's taxonomy places the organism in Eukaryota, Fungi, Ascomycota, Dothideomycetes, Mycosphaerellales, Mycosphaerellaceae.
AUGUAUGUGUGUGGUAUCACUACGCUAAAUUUCCUGACAUACAAGAAUACCUGUAUUUUGACCUUCCCUUUUAGCAGAAAAUAUGGAGUACCUAUGUACUCUGCGUUGUCGCAACGAAUUCAGGGUCUCUGCUCCUACCACUAUUCUCCAUAUUUCUCACCUGCAUUGGUGUCCGUUGUGGCGAAAAGUCGAGAAAUAAUGACCAGCAUUUCAGGCGUUCCAGAAGCGCCGGAGCCAUGCCGGCGGUUCAUAGACUUGAUCCGAGACCUCGUACCGAAGCUGUCUCGCGCGCUCAUCAUUACUCUUGAUGAGAUGCGGACUGUGGAUCUCUUGCCCGCAAUACUGACCCUCAACCGUUCGCCGGCCAUAAGCCAAAUUCCUAUAUCACCGGGCGUACGACACCCUCAUCAGACGAUUGUGGAACCUCUCGCCAUGCCUCUGUAUGUCAGCACUGCACUCGCCUUCGCGCAUCGGAGGGCUAUGACCUUUGCGCUUAACAGCCAAGCCGAGAAUUCAAUUGCCUUCCGAUGCUGUGAAUUGGAUUCGGCGGGCGCAAACUCAAACUCAGAUCUUGAGAAGUUGAGAGUGGAGAACGAGCCAGGAUUCCUUCGUAUGCCGCUGGCAGAUGAAUUGCGUGGGAUGAGUUCCUGUCUCGUCUCGCUGACAUCCUCCCUCUUUCUCAUCACUCCAGCAGACGGACGCAUGUCCCACAGACGCGAUGCGCACGGCGGGUUGUCGCCCUCCCUGUACGUCAAGCUGCAUGUAGCUCCAGGCUACGGAGGACCUAGGUACUACUACUCCUCAGGCCACGCGAGCGCGUCACCGUUGAGAGUUGGGACGGUGGGCUGUGAAGAUUAUUGA